Molecule: messenger RNA, 501 nt
Organism: Pecten maximus
Lineage: Eukaryota; Metazoa; Mollusca; Bivalvia; Pectinida; Pectinidae
Exons: 3
Coding region: 32-472 (146 amino acids)
Source: RefSeq, a predicted model, not a curated record
CGUCUUAUCAGUUUCGUGAUAGACAUCAAACAUGAAAGUCCUGAUAGCUGUCGUUUGCCUACUGGCACUGGUAUACGCUGAGGAUUGUAUAGAUUCAGCCGAGUGCCAUAAGACCCAUUGUGAUCCAGACGCAUCUGUCGCUUGUGAAAACCAGAAAUGUACAUGUAAUGAUAACCAUUCUACCGUGAUCGCAGGCCACCAUUCCGAUCUCAUUGACGGUUUGACGGCUUGUUUUAGUGUGACUGACUGUGCCGGUCCUUGUAUGCCUGUUGUACCUCCUACCACCACGGCACCUCAUCAUCACCAUGGCCAUCCCGACCCCCACCAUGAAGAACUGGAGCCACAUCAUUACGGAACCAGUAGAGGGGCACCACCAUGGUCAUCACGAGGAACACACUCCACCACCUCCCAUGAAGCAAAUGCAUUGUGUAGACGGGAUGUGCAGGUGUCUUACAGUCUAAUUUGUCAGUAGCCCCAACUAUUAAUAAAUAUGAAUGUCUA